AUGAACACAACACUCAACCAAGCGAGCUGCUCCCUGAAUUCUUCAGUGGAGCAGCACAUGUAUCCGGCUGCCUAUUCUCUAUUUUUUAUUGUUGGCUUUUCGGCUAAUUGCCUGUCUUUGUAUGUAGCCUGGAUGUUGAUGAGGAAAGGGAACAGCAUGGCAGUCUACCUCAUCAACCUGUCCAUCUCCGAUCUGCUGUACACAAUCUCUCUGCCUGUUUGGAUUGAACUGGCUCUACAGCGGCCUGUGGGUGAUGGUCUCUGCAGCUCAGUAGCUGUGGUCAUGUACAACAGCUUUUAUGUCGGCUCAGGCCUCCUUUGCUGCAUCUCUGUUGAUCGCUAUCUAGCAGUGGUCUACCCUCUGCACUUUCACUGGGUCCGAGAGUUGCAGACAACAACAGUUGUGAGUAUUGCUGUAUGGACUUUGGAGAUUAUCGUCCACAUUAUCCUGCUUGACCACACAGGGGCACUGCACGCUUUCUCCUCAAGACGCUUGUGCCAGGAGCGAAUACCUAUGACCGGAGAAGAUGCCAACUUCGCCUUCACGCGGUUCAUCCUGGGUUUCUUGGUCCCAGUCAUCAUCAUGACCUUUUGCUUUCAGCAGAUCAUGCAAUCACUCCAACAGAGCACCUCCAUCCUGGCAGAAGAGCGGAAGAAAGUGGGGCUGCUGCUACUGUUCCUCUAUCUAACCUACAUAGUGGCCUUUGUGCCCUACCAGACUGUCAUGCUGCUCAGGGCCAUACUGGAGCCCGGAUCCUGCACGUGGGCAUCAUGGCUCAAAGAUCCAUAUUUGGUCACAGUUGCUACCACCACCAUAAACAGUACAUUGGAUCCUAUAAUAUACUGUUUAAUCAGUGACAGUGCCAAGAAAGAGAUAAGGAAAGCUGUGGAGAAGUGUAGGGAAGUUUUUAUGUGGAAGAAAGUGUCAAUGGGCUCUAGGAUUCUGUCAGUUUCGUUUAAACAACAUCAUUGA
Molecule: messenger RNA, 972 nt
Organism: Thunnus maccoyii (southern bluefin tuna)
Lineage: Eukaryota; Metazoa; Chordata; Actinopteri; Scombriformes; Scombridae
Product: ovarian cancer G-protein coupled receptor 1-like
Exons: 1
Coding region: 1-972 (323 amino acids)
Biological process (GO): G protein-coupled receptor signaling pathway
Cellular component (GO): membrane
Molecular function (GO): G protein-coupled receptor activity
Source: RefSeq, a predicted model, not a curated record